AUGAUUACAAAGCUAGACAGUGUACUUAUGCCUCAAAAAAAGUUCAUCUUCCAUUACAAGAAUGUGCGCUGGGCAAAGGGGCGACAUGAGACCUACCUCUGCUUUGUAGUGAAGAGGCGAGUGGGCCCCGACUCCAUGACCUUUGACUUUGGACACCUCCGCAAUCGCACUGGCUGCCAUGUAGAGAUGCUGUUUCUGCGCUAUCUGGGAGCCUUGUGCCCCGGUCUGUGGGGAAAUGGAAUUGCUGGAGAGAGAAGGCUAAGUUACUCCAUCACCUGGUUCUGCUCCUGGUCUCCCUGUGCCAACUGCUCCAUCAAAUUGGCCCAGUUCCUCAGCCAGAUGCCCAACCUCCGCCUCAGGAUCUUUGUGUCUCGUCUUUAUUUCUGUGACAUGGAGGACAGCCAGGAGAGAGAGGGUCUGAGAUUACUGAAAAAAGCUGGAGUGCAGAUCACAAUCAUGAGUUACAAAGAUUUCUUUUACUGCUGGCAAACAUUUGUGGCUAAGAGGCAGAGCCGCUUCAAGGUCUGGGAUGAGCUGCACCAGAACUCUGUUCGCCUUGCCAGAAAACUUCACCGCAUCCUCCAGCCAUGUGAAACUGAAGAUUUGAGAGAUGCCUUCAAACUCCUGGGACUGUGA
Solea solea (common sole) is the source of this 636-nucleotide messenger RNA. RefSeq names its product activation-induced cytidine deaminase (gene aicda). The transcript has 5 exons. Gene Ontology annotation, cellular component: nucleus; cytoplasm. Lineage: Eukaryota; Metazoa; Chordata; Actinopteri; Pleuronectiformes; Soleidae. Gene Ontology annotation, molecular function: cytidine deaminase activity; zinc ion binding; RNA binding. The record is from RefSeq and is a predicted model, not a curated record. Bases 1 to 636 code for a protein of 211 amino acids. Gene Ontology annotation, biological process: cytidine to uridine editing.